AUGAAGCUGAACAGUCCUUUACCACAACCACUUCCGAAGGAAUGCGAGAAGGCCGCGAAGAUAUUUAAAUCCUUUGUCGAUAGCGGCAAUAACGGGCUGGAUGGAGUUAUACCUCGACACAUCCUCGAGAAUGCGAAGGGCUUUGCGAUAUUCACGAUAUUCAAAGCGGGGUUCCUGUUCUCUGCGCGAGCAGGGAGUGGGAUAGUGAUUGCAAAGCUAGAUGAUGGAACGUGGUCGGCACCAAGUGCCAUCGGUACUGCGGGUGUAGGUGUAGGGGGUCAAGCAGGGGCAGAAGUCACCGACUUUCUGGUGGUGUUGAAUUCACGUUCGGCUUCGUUCAUGGCCGCUGGCUCGCUAACAUUAGGUGGCAAUAUGAGCAUAGCACUGGGGCCCCUAGGCCGCAACGGUGAAGCCUCAGGAUCCCUAAACACAAAGGGGAAAGUCGCCGCCAUGUACAGCUACUCCAAAACCCGAGGCCUGUUUGGGGGCGUCUCGGUCGAAGGGUCCGUCAUCGUCGAGCGGCAGGACGCGAACGCCCAGGCGUACGGGUCGUCCGUCACGGCGAAGCAGCUUCUGUCGGGGUCCGUCGACCCCCCGCACUGGGCGAACAACCUGGUAAAGACGCUGGAAUCGUGCACGGGGCUGCCUGGGAACAGAAAGUGGGUCGAGGAGGGCAACACGCCGCGCGGCGACAGUGGCUACGCAUUCGGCUCGAUGGGCAGUCCUUCUAUCGGUUCGAGGAGCCCAUCCAUCUUGUCGAAAAAGAAACCCACGAAGCCGGCGUUCCCGCCUGCCGCAUGGGGCUCAUCGAAAGACGAGGGGUCCUAUUUCUCGUCUGAAUUCGAACAUACUUCGCCGACCUCUCAGCAGCGGAAAGCAACAGACCCCUUCGCAGAGUCGCCAGUGACGAACCCUACCGCACGCUUCGAAACGCGCUUCGACUCGGAUUACACAGUCGAGUCGCCGCCAAUGAAACACCCAAGACUCUCAUUCUCCUCUAGUAACGCUUACGACUUCGGACAGGGUAUGCCUACCCCUAACCUCGGCCACAAUCGAUCAACUAGCGUCAAGAACCCCAUCUCCUCUCCGUCUUUUAGCCCGACAUCCAAAUCCCACUCGAGGAGCUUCUCCCAUGUCCCCCCUUCCUCGGGUCCUUUCUUCCCCUCCAGCGACUCGGGCGACGAUUACGGCGAGAAUGAACAAGACAUUUUCAGCACUACGUCCCCGAAGCCGUACAUUCAACCAAAGCCAGAGCUGAUGAGGCCUUUGCUACCAGGGGAAGGCGUAGCGAGGGCCAUUGCACUGUAUGAUUUCAACGCGGUGGAGGCAGGGGAUUUGUCAUUUGCUAAAGGAGAUAUUAUAACGGUGAUCAAAAAGAGCGAUAGCAGCGAUGAUUGGUGGACGGGGAAGGCUGGCGGGAAACAGGGCAUAUUCCCUGCCAAUUUCGUCGAACUCGCCUGA
This is a messenger RNA of Pleurotus ostreatus (oyster mushroom), 1461 nucleotides long. RefSeq lists its product as uncharacterized. The transcript is spliced from 6 exons. NCBI's taxonomy places the organism in Eukaryota, Fungi, Basidiomycota, Agaricomycetes, Agaricales, Pleurotaceae. Gene Ontology annotation, molecular function: actin filament binding; phosphatidylinositol binding. Gene Ontology annotation, biological process: actin cortical patch localization; actin filament bundle assembly. Bases 1 to 1461 code for a protein of 486 amino acids. Gene Ontology annotation, cellular component: actin cortical patch. The record is from RefSeq and is a predicted model, not a curated record.